UUAGGGAUGAAUUGGGUCAAUCCUACGGAUGAUAAACACAGAUGGCCACUCUGACAGAAGCAGUGAAAGAGAGUUACUUAAAUUUGAUAUUGAUUCUGCAGGGCUGCAGUAUGUAGAGAUUGAAGCUGAAGUGUUGUUCCCUCCAUGUUGUAACAGUUCAGGAGGUCGCAGACAUAGGUCGGAGUGGGAGGGACAACUCAAAUGGCAAGUGAUGGUUUACUAACGUCAAAUCGUUUGUGUGGUUGAUAUUAGCACUGGUCUGCACUUCCUCCUCGCCUCUUCUGCAGAGAGGCUGUGCGUUGCUCUCGGCUGCCUGUUUGUUUUUCACCAUUCUCCGGAUAGCGGGACCCGACUGCGAUGGUGACAGUUUUCUUACUGAGGUGCGGUGCUUACUUAAACUAUGACGUUAUGCUGAGAAGCCGAACUCCAUCACAUGUUCAUUUCUGAGCCUCUAAGUAACCAAACAGGAUUGUCAUCGUGCCUUCGGUCUGUUUAGUUGUGGAACUUUUCGCUGCAGAAAGACGCAAACUAUGAUGUAUAAGCAACCCAAGCAUGAUAGUGAAGUACUCAAACAGGCUCUUACUGGAGGAUUCCCACUCCAAUUUCAAUGGCUGUCAAAGUACCAGCAAAAGAAAAAUUCCCAGUGUCGCAGAUCCAGAGGGAAAGAAUACGCAAAUGAUACUGAAGCCUCAUUUGCUUCUGCCCAAGAGGAAAAAGCCAGCAAAGUCGGCGGUGAUUCUGAUCUGCUGGCUUUGGAACUUGAUGGUGAAGACAAGAGCACACAAAAAGAUAAGGAUGACGUUUCUGAUUCUAUCCAAGAAAGCCCAGAAAUAACUGAUGACACCAGCUGCAUCAGCAAUGUGAUGGUUACCAGCAAAGGACAUAUCCUCAGUAUACGACAGUUUGGUCUGAGGGACAAUUUAAUCAAAUCUGAGCUACUGAAGCAGGAAGAAAAGUACACAUACAUUCAAGAUUUCAGAAUUUUUGUAGGAACGUACAAUGUGAACGGCAAGCCUCCAAAGCAGGAUCUGAAGCCUUGGCUGAGCUGCGGUGAUGAACCACCUGAUAUCUACUGUGUUGGUUUUCAAGAAAUUGACCUGAGCAAGGAGGCAUUUCUUUUUAAUGAUACUCCAAAGGAAGAGGAAUGGUUCGUGGCUGUGACUGACAGUCUUCAUCCGUCAGCCACAUAUGCAAAGAUCAAGCUCGUGCGCCUGGUUGGAAUGAUGCUCAUAUUAUACGUGAGGAAAGAACAUGCUGCAUUUGUUUCAGAAGUGGAAGUUGAAACAGUGGGAACUGGCAUAAUGGGAAGAAUGGGUAACAAGGGCGGAGUGAGUAUAAGAUUUCAGUUUCAUAACACCUCCUUGUGUAUCGUGAAUUCUCAUCUUGCAGCACACAUUGAAGAAUAUGACAGACGGAACCAGGACUACAAAGAAAUCUGCUCCAGAAUGCGUUUUGUUCAGUCUAACCUGCCAUUAACAUCACGUACAAUCAUGAAGCAUGACAUUAUAAUAUGGCUUGGAGAUUUGAACUACAGGAUACAUCAUCCUGACGUAGAAACAAUUAAAAAGCUAAUUGCAGCAAAGGAUUAUACAAAACUCAUCAAGUAUGACCAGCUGACAAACCUCAUGGAGAACCUGCAGGUAUUCCAAGGAUUCAAAGAGGGAAUAAUCAACUUUCAGCCAACCUACAAAUAUGAUAUUGGCACAGACAACUGGGACACAAGUGAGAAAUGCCGAGUUCCUGCAUGGUGCGAUCGAAUUCUUUGGAAAGGAAGCAACGUCAAGCAGUUGGACUAUCGGAGUCACAUGGCUUUGAGAAUCAGUGACCAUAAACCCGUUAGUGCACUCUUUCAAAUUGGGAUAAAGGUGGUCAAUCAAGACUUGUACAGGAAGACCUAUGAAAAUAUUGUUCGUACUUUAGAUAGAAUGGAGAAUGAUUCCAUUCCUUCAGUGUCACUUUCAAAGACAGAGUUUCAUUAUGAGAAUGUAAAGUUCAUGCAGCUCCAGGUCCAAACGCUUGUCAUUGCCAACACUGGACUUGUGCCCUGUCAGUUUGAGUUCAUCACCAAGUUGAAUGAAUCUUCUUAUUGCAAACCAUGGUUUAGUGCUACACCUAACAAGGGGAUUUUACUCGAAGGGGAGAGAGUGGAAAUUGAGUUGGAAGUUUAUGUGAAUAAAACAACUGCUCUGUCUUUAAAUAUGGGAGAGGGCCGCAUUGAGGAUAUUUUAAUCUUGCAUCUACGGCGAGGGAAAGAUUACUUUCUGGCCAUUUCGGGAAAUUAUCUACCUAGUUGCUUCGGAUCUUCAUUGAAUGCACUUUGUUGCAUGAAGGAACCAAUUCGCGAUGUCUUACCUGAAAGAAUACAAGAACUGGAAAGAAGCGCAAUGGAGAACAAAUAUAUCAACUGCUUUCCAAAUGAAGUGGAACUUGAUAUGCCAAAAGAAAUUUGGAUGAUGGUCGACCACCUGUAUCGCAAUGCAUCACUCCAGGGGGAUUUGUUCCAGCAACCAGGACUGAAGUCAGAAUUUGAGGAGAUAAGAGACUGUUUAGAUACUGGAAUACCAGAGUUUCUCCCUGGCAGUAACCAUUCCAUAUGCGAAGCAUUAUUGCUCUUUCUAGAUGCUCUUCCUGAGCCUGUCAUCACUUACAAUCUAUAUGACAAGUGUUUGGAAAGUUCCAGCAGCCGCACUCAGUCUGAGCAGGUUAUCUCCAUGCUGUCUCAGUGCCAUAGGAAAGUAUUCAAUUAUUUAAUAGCUUUCCUUCGAGAACUUCUGAAGAAUGCAAAUUCCAACAACCUUGAUGUUUCUACACUUGCGAGCAUCUUCGGAUCUCUAUUGCUGAGACCACCUCCCAAUGCAGUAAAUAAGUAUGAGUCAAUUGCUUGUAAGAAGGCAGCACAGCUAUUCAUUGCACACUUUCUUAUACAGAAGGAUGGUUGCUGAAGUAACUUAACCUGACCAACAUAGUUUAUUUUAUAAAGUUCAAUAAAAUUGUACAAUUUGCAGACGAGACUAUUUUUUUAUUAAAUUGAAGACAAAUGUAGAGCAAUGCAAAUAUUUUGAUAUUUGGAAGCAAGAAUUCUGAUGUUUGUACUGUAACUUUCUAUUAGUGUUUGAGCUGGAGAGAUUCUCCCUGCCUCUAUUUUGUCAAAGUUUGAUGAACUUGUGUUAAUAUCUCAUUUUUGUUAUGCAUCAAGUGCAGAGCACUGAUGGUUUUGUAUGUUAAUAGUUAUUUACUGGUUACAAGUGAAAUUCUCACAGAUUACUCCAUGCUCAGUUUAUCUGGGCAAAAUGUUUUACCUAUUUUCCAUUACAGUUAGUGACAAAGCUGCCCUUUAAACUGUAUUUUACACACUAGCCCUGAGUAUGUAGAUCUCUUAUGAUAGAGACAGGUGACCUCCUGCAUCAGAAAUUUUCUAUAAUUCUAUGAAAUGGGAAGACUAUAAAGGACCACUCCUUGAUGGCGAUUUCUGGGUAUCACCCCGUUAGAAAAAGGUGAAAGCAAUGACUGAUUUAAGGUUAUCAAAAUUUUGCUUGCAAUGAAUCUAACCCAAACACUAGAAAGAAUUGGGAGAAAAUGGUAAUCAUGUCAUUACGACUGAAAAGUUACAACUGCAGCUUAAGCUGUGGGAAUGUGGAGAUUGAACUACAGUCAUUUGAAGUUUGCUUAGCCAUUAAAUAUAGCUGCUGUCUUUUGAAGCUGAUACAAUGAUGAGACUAUACCUAGUAAAAUAUUAGAGCUUUUUUUUAUUGCAAUACAAACCAAGAUUGAUUCGUGUACAGAAAUUUUUCUUAAUCAAAGUUUAGGACCAACACAUAAAAAUGCAAUCUCUACAAGAAUUUUGGAUAGAUGAGUGUGAUUACCAGCUCUCAUUUGGAAUUUUUUUUCCCCUUCGGCUAUUUUGAAACAGAUUUGGGAAGCACAUGAAGCAUUUACUUAUCAUAGUUCGGUCUGAUAAUAUAUUUCCCAAGAAAUGUAAAUAUAGGGUUUUUACCAACAUGAGAUUUCAGCAUGAGUUUUUAAAUCAUUGACCUGUAGACCUUUCAUUCUAGAUAAACAAGCAAUGAGUAUCAUUAAAUUAUUUUAAAUGAUUUAACCUGAGCAACAUUGCUGUUUUUGGGUAAAAUAUUUAACCCAGCAUUAAAUCUUAUUGGGAGAAUGUAGUAGGUUUGACUGAGAUUCUUUUCACUUUAGGUAUUUUACUUUGGCAAACAAUUGUAACUGGGAUAAGUUGCAGUGAAUUUUCAGAAUCAGAAUCAGGUUUAACAUCACCGGCAUAUGUCAUAAAAUCUGUUGUUUUGUAGCAGCAGUGCAUUGCAAUACAUAAUAAAAACUAUAAAUUGCAAUAAGUGUAUAUAUAUGAAAAAAUUAAACAGGUAGUGCAAAAAGAGGGGGGAAAGUACUGUGUUCAUGGGUUCGUUGUAAAUUCGGAAAUCUGAUGGUGAGGGGAAGAAAGUGUUCCUGAGAUGCUGUGUGUAUAUUCAAGCUUCUGUAACAUUUUAAUUUUUCCAUUGAAAUCACACUUGGAUCACUUGCAUUUCAAUCUCAGGUCUACCAUAAUGAGGCUUGUACCAUAUUGUAAAUUAUUUCUGGCAUUGCAGUUACACAAAUUGCUUCAGUUCAUUUAAUCCCUGUAAUAGAGACAUGCUUUGUGGUUGUUCUUUUUGUUUUGCAGAUGCAUUCCAUUUGCUUUCCACAAUAUUAAAUAUCUCAAAUUGUUCUAAAGCUUCACUUUAAUGAUUAUCUGGUAAUGAGUGGUCUUUUGUGAUAGAUAAAACUUGGCUGAUUUAUUAUCCCUCUAAACACCAUUUUCCCGCCUUCUUCCCGUAACCUUUGACAUCCUUACUAAUAAGGAGCCUAUCAACCUCUGCUUUAAAUAUACCCAAUGACUAGGCCUCUGCAGUUGUUUGUGGUAAUGAAUCCCACAGGUUGACCACCCUCUGGCUAAAGAAAUACCUCCUUACCUCUGUUCUAAACAGAUGUCCUUCUAUUCUGAGGCUGUGCCCUCUGAUCAUAGAUGCCCCCACUGUAAGAAACAUCCUCUGCAUGUCCAAUCUAUCUCGACCUUUCAAUAUUCAAUAGGUUUCAAUGAGAUCCUCCCUCAUUCUUCUGAACUCCAGCAGGUUCAAGUUUAUAGUCAUUCAACUGUACAUGUGCAUACCGCCAAUCGAGGCCACAUUCCUUCAGACCAAGGUGCACAACACAGAAUUCACACAUGUAACAUGUAAAGUAAUAUUAUCACACAUAAAUUAAAAAAUAAGGUGCUUAUAUGAUAUAAGUGCAAAAGUAAACAGUAUAAUGCUACUGGUGCUUCAUACAUGAUGAGACCUGGGUGGUGGCAAAGCCAUCAGAUGCUCCUCAUUUGUUAACCCUUUCAUUCUCAUGAAACGCCUCUGGGCCUUUUCCAAUGUCAGCACAUCCUUUCUUAGAUAAGGGGCUCAGGACUGCUCGCAGUACCCCAAGUGCAGUCUGACCAAAGCCUUAUAAAGCCUCAGCAAUACAUGUUGCUUUUAUAUUCUAGUUCUCUCAAAAUGAAUGCUAACUUUGCAUUUGCCUUCCUUAUCACUGAUUUGACCUGCAAGUUAAAUGUGUAAGGAAUCCCAAGUCCCUUUGCAAGUCUGAUUCCUGAAUUUGCUCCCCAUUUAGAAAAUAGUCUUUGCCUCUAUUCCUUCUACCAAAGUGCAUGAGCAUAUACUGCAAUGCUCUGUACUCCAUUUGCCACAUCUUUUCCCAUUCUCCUAAUAUGUCUAAGUCACCCUGUAAUGUCCCUGCUUCCGCAACUUUACCUUCCCCUCCACAUAUCUCUGUAUCUGCAAACGUGGCCGUAAUUCCGUCAUCCAGUAACAUGGAAAAAGUGAUCUCAACACUGACCCCUGUGGAACAUCACUAGGCACUGGCGCCCAACCAGAAAAGGCCCCAUUUAUUCCCACUCUUUGUUUCCUGCUAGUCAGCCAAUCUUCUAUCCAUGAUUGUAUAUUUCUUGUAAUACCAUGAGCAGCCUCACGUGCAGCACCUUGUCGAAGGCCUUCUGAAAAUCCACGUAAGCGAGAUCCCCUGACUUUGUCUAUUCAGCCAGUUAUUUCCUCAAAGAAUUCCAACAGAUUAGUCAGGCACGAUUGCUGCUUAGUCAGGCAUGUUGACUUUGGCCCAUUUUGUCAUGCGCCUCCAAGUACUCCAAAACUUCAUCCUUAAUAAAUGGACUCCCAACAUCUUCCCAACCACUGAGGGCAGGUGACUGGUCUAAAAUUUCCUGACUUUUGCCUCCCUCUCUUCUUAAAAAAAACAGAGAGACACUUGCAGUUUUUCAGUCCUACAGAAACAUUCCAGAAUUUAGUGAUUCCUGAAAGAUCACUGUGAAUGCCUCCACAAUCUCUUCAACUACCUCUUUCAGAACCCUGAGGUGCUGCCCAUCUGAUCCAGGUGACUUGUAUACCUUCACACUUUUCAGCUUCCCAAGCAUCCUCUCCUACACCCACUUUUGCCCCCGUCACUCCCGAAUUCCUGAAAUACUGUUGGUGUCUUCCACAGUGAUGACUGAUGCAAAAUACCCGUUGAGUGUGUCUGCAAUUUCUUUAUUCCUUAUUGCUACCUUUCCAGUAUCAUUUUCUAGCUGUCCAGUCUCUCCCUCCCCUUUCUCUCCCCCCCUUCCCCUUCUCCCUUCCCCCUCUCCCUCCUCCCCACUCCCCCCUCCAUCCUCCCCACUCCCCUCUCUCCUUCUCUUCCCCUCCCCACCUCUCUCCCUCCCCCUCCCCUCUCCCCCUCCCCCUCUCCUCUCCCCCUCCUCUCUCCUCUACCUGUCCUCUCCCUCUUCUCUCUCUGCCCCUCUCUCCAUCUCUCCCACCCUCCUCUCUGUCCACCCCUUCCUCUCUGUCCACACCCCCCUCCCUUUCCACGCACCCCUUUCCACACCCCUUCUCCCUUUCCACACCCCCCUCCUCCCUUUCCACUCCCCCCCUCCUCCCUUUCCACUCCUGCUCCUCUCUUUCUACCCCUGCUCCUCUCUUAACCCCCCCCCCCCAUGUCUUCGCAGAAAUAAUUGGACGGAGUUAAUAGAGAAGGUGGAGGUGGUCAGCUGCUGCGUUGAAGAGGCAGGUUUUAAUAAAGUACAAAGAAAACAAAGUUAAGGAGGUCAGGGAUGUAAGGAUUGUAUAUCAAAGCAGAUGGGUGAACAAAGAUGUGCCAAACUGCCUUUUGUGUUGGCAGUAAUCCUGGAUGCAAUCUUAAUCCCAGUAUUUGGAAACAUUUACACCUUAACUUUGAACUAUAAUGUCUAAACCUAUCAUAUCAAAGCAACUGCUGUUAUAGCAGAGGUGAAAAGAAUACAGGUCCCCCCCCCACCCAGUUUACAAAUGCCCGAUUUACAUACAGUCAACAUAUGAAUCAGCGUUUGCAACUGGCAGCAUGGCUUUGCCAGUUGUGUAGGGAUGCAAGCUGCUCUUGAUCCUAGCCGAAAUUUUGCCACAUCAACCCAAGAAGCAUGUAUUCCAGUGAAUAUGCUGGUGUCCAUUUUGUGAACUGUAUCUAGAGGCAUAAUAUUUAUAUGCCAGCAGAAAUGCCCUUUAUCAAUGGCAUUUAAAACCUUUAGUAAAAUCCUUUUUUAAAAAAAAGGAAUUACUAUUAGUCCCAGAAAGGACUGGGCUAAAUUUAUCAAUGUCAGCUUCAUUAUUAAAAAUGACUUCUCCAGACCAUGGGGUAAGGCCUCUCCUCCCCGUAUGAACUUGGUUCAUGGCUGCACUUCCAAGUCGCAAAUGGGUUACCAACAGUUCUCAGGAGUGGAACCUUGCCUCAGCCUGGGGAGUAUCUGUAUACAGCUUCACUAUUGAGUGGAUGUCCUCCAAUACCUGAAAUGUAAAUCUGGGACAAGAUGUAAUGGAGUAUGGUGCCCUGUGACAUCCCGGAGUAUUCAAAAGAGCAACUAUGAUACUGAUAAAAUUCAUAAACGUGAAAUCUGCAGAUUCGGGUCCCUGGCAUUUAAUGUUUGUACUUUUCAACCACAAAGAAACUGCUCAGCCGGUGGCAUCAACGUGAAGGUGAUGAACAGCAGAAUUGUGAUUCUUCGUGAGAAUGCAUCAGAAAUUGUGUGUAGUGGGACGCACCUUCAAUUCUGUCAAUUUCCGCUCUCAUUGGUGUUGCAGUGGGGAUUUGCUUUUGUGAAUUAAUUAUGAAAUGAACACACAAAAUCAAACGAGAGCAUACAAUACAGCAUAAAUUAGUGGGAAUCUAGAAAACUGGGAGGCUUUAAAAAACAACAGAAGAGAAAUGAAAAAGCAAUAAGCAGAGAAAAGGUAUAUAUAAAACCUGCCUUUUAAUGCAACAUAUGGUCACUUGUACCAUACUUUUUUUUCAUACAGCAUACUUUUUCAAUGUCCAAUUAUUUCUGGGAAGACUUUGAUAAAAUGUCCCAAAUAUGUUAUUCUACUUAAGACAUUAUAUAAGCUGUUGUUUAAUUCAUGUUUAACAAAUAUUAUUGUAUAGUUAAUCCUUAGCUUUACAACUAAUAUAUAAUUCCAUUAUUUUAUAAUGGUUUUAACUGAGAAUAGUAGUGGCCUGCAUGUGUUUCUUCACUGGGGAGAUAUUGGAACAGAGGGACAAACAUUUGGCUUCAGAGAUCCUGCGAGCAGAGGGGUGGAAAGAAUUCGGCAAGGAGUUCAAGACCUUUAGACUCAUUGCACCCAAAAUUGUGGCUGCUAUUGGUUUAGCAGUUAAAAUAUGGGACACUCAAGCAGCCAGAAUCGAAAGGGCACAGAUACUUGAGGGGGAAGAUUAGUGCGAUUUGAAAGCAAGCGUAGGAAUUUUGAAAUUGGAGUACUUUCCACUCAAUGUAACAUAACCUGCCCAAGUUAAUAAUGCAAUAUUUCAUUGUCAAAGUUGUAACUAAUAUCCUAGAUAAAUCAGAAAAACAAUGUGUAUAUAGUGGCUUCAUAUUAGCUCGAGGCAGCAAUGGUAUAUUACUGUAUAAAAUCUGGCAGGAUGAUCAGCUCGUACAGCAUAAAGAAAACUUCUGAAAGGUACAUAAAGUGAGAUAAAACAGGGGAAUAAUGAAAACAAAAGUCAUAUUGGAAAUAACAUUCACAUUACACAGCCGGCUGUGUCUCCAUGCCCCAUCAAUGUAACGUGCAAAUUGAUUCACAUAGCUCUUGACAUGAUUGAUCCACUGUUGGAGCAGAUGAGGUAUGUUAGUUUGUACCACAGUUAAGUUUCAAGCUGUCUGAGAGCAGACCAGCCUCCAGCUUUGUCAAUCAAGGACAUAGUAUUUUUUUAAAAGCGGCCCAUCCAUUCUAAUUAAACCUGCAGUGUGGAGAUGCUGAUUCAGGAUCUAUUGAAUAUUCCAACAUUGCUUUAUAGGAUUUCCAGUGGUGACACAGUGUCAGUGUCAUGAGUUCUCAUGGCUGAAUGGUGUAGCUCAGUAUUUCAUCUUCAAAGCCAUGAGCAAAACCCACAAAAUGCUGGAGGAACUCAGCAGGUCAAGCAGCACCUAGAGAAGGAAUUGAAGAGUUGCCCAGGAAAUAAAGGGUUCCCCUCCCUGGCCUUAUGACCUGCCCAUCACCUCCCUCUGGUUCCCUGCCACCUUCCCUUUAUUCCAUGAUCUACUGUCCUCUCCUAUCAGAUUCUUCCUUCAGCCCUUUGCGCCUUCUACCUAUCAUCUCCUAGCUUGUCACAUCAUUCCCUUUCACCCCUCCCACAAAUUUACCUUCCCCCUCUCACCUAUUACCUGCCACUUGUGUUUCUUCCCCUCCCCUACCUUUUCUAUUUUGGCUUCUGCUGAUGAAGAGUCUCUGUCUGAAAUAUCAACUAUUCAUUUCCCUCCAUAGAUGCUUCCUGCUAUGUUGCAUUCCUCCAGCAUUUUGCACGCAUUGUUCAAAGUUUCCGGCAUCUUUGUCUCCGUUGUGGCAGUGUAACCUCUGCUUUGUGUGGCAGAAAUCAUAUCAUCCACUUUUCAAGUUUCUGGGAGAGAAGAUGUUGAUUAAAACAUGCCACUAAAGGCUGAACAGGAAUUAUCUUCUUGAAAGGAGCUUCAACAAAAUUGCAGAGGAACUGUUGUUAUUUAUAGGGGUCUUUAUUUAGCCACUGCUGAAAAUUCUGCUGGUUCAUAGCAAAUGGGCUAUUACACAACAUUUUUAUCAAGUCAGCUGAUAGCUCUGAAUUGAAUUAUUUCUUACAUCCUUUGCAUACAUGAGGAGUAAAAAUGUUUACGUUACGUCUCCGUCUAAAUGUGCAAUGAGCCUUGAGACUGGGAUUCUGUUCUGUAAUGAUGGAGGAUCAACCAAGGGUGUUCAUUGAUGUGAUUGAAUUGAAAACUAUUUGUACAUUGGUGGAUGUCUUUGUCACUGUUCAUAUUAUCUUGCUUGUCAG
Messenger RNA from Mobula hypostoma (lesser devil ray), 10353 nucleotides. RefSeq names its product inositol polyphosphate-5-phosphatase B (gene inpp5b). Bases 531 to 2942 code for a protein of 803 amino acids. The transcript is spliced from 19 exons. The record is from RefSeq and is a predicted model, not a curated record. Gene Ontology annotation, cellular component: membrane; cytosol. Gene Ontology annotation, molecular function: inositol-1,4,5-trisphosphate 5-phosphatase activity; phosphatidylinositol-4,5-bisphosphate 5-phosphatase activity. Gene Ontology annotation, biological process: signal transduction; phosphatidylinositol dephosphorylation. Lineage: Eukaryota; Metazoa; Chordata; Chondrichthyes; Myliobatiformes; Myliobatidae.